Messenger RNA from Cladocopium goreaui, 2223 nucleotides. The record is from the annotation of a GenBank genome assembly. NCBI's taxonomy places the organism in Eukaryota, Dinophyceae, Suessiales, Symbiodiniaceae.
AUGGUAGUCCAGCGAAUCUGGAAUUUUAUUUCGCGGCACAGGAAGAAAUUCAUCUUCACAGGCAUCCUUGCUGGUGGUGCCUACUAUUUUCUGAAGGUGAAGUUGCCCAAAGUUCAAGAGGAUUUCUUUGAUUCCUUGAUGAAAGAGCUGGCUGCAGGCGCUGCGUCUUCCAAUGGCCAGGCCGAAGAACAGCAGAGAAGAGCCAGCUUUCAGAAGCACCAGGAGGUUUCAGAUAGCUAUGCGCGGAAAGGCCUGAGAAGCUUCCUUGCUAGACACCAGGGCUGCUUCAAGAUUGACCAGUGCCACGCAAAGGUGAAGGCAGCAAGCAACAGCGAGAUGAAAGUGGCGGCCUUCAAAGAACUGCAGGUCGAAUGCCUUGCGCUGUUGGCAUCCGCAGCCUAUUCCUUGAACGUUAUUCUGAUGCUGCACAGAGUGCAGUUCAACAUUGCUGGCCGGGAAGCUGCUGCCGGUCAAUCUGGUGACUCCUCAGAGGCCAAUGGUGAACCAUCAGCUGCCAUGCAAGAGCUCAUUAGCUCCACGGACUUUUUCCUGGAGGGCCCUGCUAUGGUGGUCAAUGCCACGCGAAAAGCGGUGCAGGAGACAACAUCCCUGCAACCUGAGACUGCAGUGUCAACCAGCAGCUUGAGCUCCUUCUUCAAAGAAGUUUUCCAAAAAGUGGACAAGGAGGUCUCAAAUGUGGAUCCCUUUCAAACAUUGGACAACAUCGUAGGAAUUGAACCGGUAGGCAUUACCUUGGCCUCUAGGUUUACCAUGGUUUACCACCUUGAGCUGAAGAGUCUGAAGAGUGAUCUUGGAAACAUCUCCAGGGUGUGCUUCAGGGCUGCACUGGCUCAAAUCAUGGUCAGCACCUUGCUGCACUCGUGGCAAGUGCGGGAGCAUGAUUGCAGAAUCACCGCCGAUGAGAUGAGCGAAUUGCAAAGCACCCUGGGCGUCAGGCGCUCGCAGGUUGAGAGGUGCGGUGAGACUUGGGAGUCCCAGCCACAAGAGUCGGCAGCUGAUGCAAAGAGCAUCCCGGGGGUGAAGUUUGGGAGCGCACCACAUGUAGCAGACUGGUUGAGGCAAAAGACCCUUCAGAUGCCUGAGGAGGACAUUACCCGAGAUGAGCUGACCGAGGCCCUGCUCAAAGUCCUGGCGGCCAAUGGUGCGCCGAGUUCGAUGCAAAAGCUGGAAGAGAUCUCGGGCUGUUUGGCUGACCUUCAAAAGGAGCUGGUGGAGCAAAGAGACAGCCUAGGAGUGCAGAAGGAGGAGCUGGCUCGUCGAGAGGCGGAGCUCAAGGCGCAACUCGAAGCCUUGGAAGUGAAGCCCGAGAAGCCCAUGGAUAGGGACUAUCCGGUUCCAUCGUGGCUCACGAACUCUGAAGGAACGAUGAAUGUGGCGGUGGUGGGCAAUUCGGGCGUGGGAAAGUCUCUUCUCAUCAACAAGAUGCGGCGCUUGAAGCCCGGCGCUGCUGAGUGGGCGCCCACAGGGGUCAAAGAAACCACGCUGCGACCCAUGAUGUACACCUUCCCUGGCAUCGACAAAGUGAGACUGUGGGACCUUCCCGGAGCUGGAACCCCCGGCUUCCCAAAGGAGAACUAUUUGCGCGACAUGGGCUUGCGGCACUUUGAUUCUGUGCUGAUUGUGACUGCAAACCGCUUCACCUCGACAGAGGUGAUGUUGCGAGAGGAACUUGAGAGGUACACAGUGCCGUACUUCAUGGUCAGAACGAAGAUUGACCUUGACAUUUGGAACAACAAGGAGGACAACAAGCUCGAGGAGGCAGUGACCCUGAAGAACAUUCGGGAUGAGCUGGUACAGCAUGGAGUGAGCCAGAUCUAUCUGGUUUCUUCGCGCGAACCUGACCGCUAUGACAUGCCAGCACUUUUGGCCGACGCUUUCCCGGGAGUGAGGAACUACUUGGACGCGAGCAGUUUUCUAUUCGCUGGAGGCACAGAUGGAGCGACUGAGUCAUGGUCCCUCCCUGUGCUGUGGUCUUCCAUUGUUGCAGGCAUUCAGGGCCAAUGGCAAGAUGCCGUGGAAGAUUUUCUUUACGUUGUGGAUGGCACAGACGUGCACAUCACACAGCAGUGCGAUGGUCGAGCAGCAUCCAUUGUCCUCACGGAGCAGAGACAGCAGGUGCUCCUGCCGCCAGUGAGGCUUUCUCAAACUGAAUCAGACAAUCUAUUUGAAUAUGUGUGGGUGCGGGCAGCACGUUUUGCUUGA